GGGUGAGUUGUUUUGAAUGCAGCUCGCUUUAGACGAAGGAGUUGCCCUCUCUCUGAACAGCAUCAAAUUUAUGAUCACCUCAGACAAGAGAGAUUAAAAAGAUAGAUGUUAAAUCCGCCGCUUGAAGCGUUAAUUUAAUUAAAAUGCAAACGUUCAGAACAGUUUGUAAUAACUUUAUAAUGUGGGAGUCGCUCUGAGCUGUGAUUAUUAUCCACGGAUGGACCUGGUGCCUGUCGGCUGAAGCAUCAUUUACAAUCCGCGGUGAGACUGACGAGGCGGGACCGCCGACAGCAGGAUGGUGGAGCGGUCGGACCGUGCCCCUCUGCUGGACUGGGAGGAGGUUCCGUCCGCGGAGAAGCCCGGGGAAGCAAGCGGCAAGGACCGACUGGCGAGCCCCUCCAACAGUCGCCUGUCACCGGGAUGCUCCGCGCCGGGGUUUGGGUGGAGCAGCGGUCCGGGGGGUCCCACUCCCAGCAGGUCCGUCUCCGACGCAGACGGCUGCAGCGCCCCACCCGCGACCUCCGGCGACCCAGCGGGCAAGGAUGAGGAGCUGCACCCCGUCAGCGAGGAGCAUCUGUCGGAUUCAGACUCGAGGGAGGUGACGCUGGAGGACAGGAUGGUGAGAUGGGAGGAAAAGGACCAGAUCGUGUCUGUCUUUGUGGUUACGUUCAACACCAGAACAGGUGGGGGUUUAAAAUAUACAACACGACAAUUAACGCACAGCUUCGUUUGAUGAAAAACAGAAUAUCAUGUUUAUUUCUCGUCUGAUGAAUCAGGUCUAACGCCCUGUCUGAAGUCUGCGAACCCCCUCUUACAGGUGUGGCCCUUUUGACCUGGUCUCAUGCUUUUCUCCCGAUCCGAUUCUUCUACGAUCCGAUUUAAAUCGCGAUUCUACAAUAUUGUCGAUUUUCCCGAUUUUUAGUCUUCACUUUUAACACCAGUGAAACAGUUGAAUGAUUAUGAUUGCCUACUGACUAUUCCAGGAACCAUAUUUCCCCAAAGAAUACACAUCACAUGUAAGUCAGUUUUCUAAGAUUUAAUUCUUAAAUUUGAAAAAAAUAUCGAUUUUUGAACAUAAAAAUCGAUUUAACCCUCCUCCUGUGUUAGGGUUUGCACCAACCUGUUUUUAAAUGCUUAAAAGAACCACUUAAAUUAGCUUUUUUGCAUCAAGACUUUUUGACUUUGUCAGGAACCUCGAUUUUAACAAAAUAAAAAAAAAAAUAGACUUUAUUAUAAUAUGCUCUUAUUAAAAUCAUGGCACUUGUUGUGUUAGCUGUUGACCCAGUUAGAUCAAUAUCUAAUGAUAAGAGCAAAAACUGAAAUCAUUAGUGCACUGUCAAAUUGUGUGAUAGAGAAUUGUUUUGAGUGUAAUUUGUAGACACGGGUCAAAAGCGACCCUCAACAUAGUGGUUGCGCAGUAAAAGCUAACACAGUAGGAAGGUUAAAAAUUGUGAAACAAAAAAUCACGAUACUUAUGUAAAUCGAUUUUUUCCCCCACCCCUAUUAUCUUCAGAGACACGAUUCAAAGAUGUAACACUCAUACAGAACAGACAUGUCAAUAUCACCGGACAAGUUCUGUGAUGGAAAUCAAUCAGCUGGUUCAAUUUGCAGAGUGGGCCUAUUUAUUUUUAAUGAGGGGCAUGUUAAAGACACAAUUUGAAACAGAAGCCCAUCUACUUAGCAGGAGGACCAAUCAAUUUAAGAAACCGAGACCUGGCUUUCUUCCAUACAGGGUGGAGUUUUGCAUAUAUAUGACUCUGCAACAUGGCAGGUUUAGGAUAAAGUGUUUCACUUUUUGAAUUUCUUGCAAAUAUUAUUAAAUGUGCAUAUCUUUAACAUCCCCUGGUGUGGAAGUAGAAUCUUUACUCCGCUGUUUUCAUCAGGUCAUACAGGUCUGAUGGGUCUUUGCAGCAGAGGCCUCAAUUUAGACUGCAGGUAGAUUAGGCAGAUCAAUUCCUGGUCUGUACGGUCAAUAUUGUUGCCCUCAGUUCACUUAUGAGCCAACACAGCUGCCUUGACUCUAAAAAAAGGAUUCCCUGAAAAAAGACACGAAAUAUUAAUAUGAAAUAUUACAGAAAAGUUGUCCGAUAUACAUCAUUACCCCCUUAAAUCAACAAUCCACAUUAAAAACACCAUGAAUCAGCGAAUGUACUUUACAUUUCUUGUUGUUUUUAAUCAGUUCGGUAGCUUUUAGUUCAGUCUUUUUGGUAAUUUCAGCAAAGACAGUUUAACUGGGAAGUUUACAAAUGAGCAGGGUUCCUAUGCAAGUAUGGAAAGUAUGAAAAAGUAUGGAAGUAAUUUAAUCAAUUGCCAGGUCUUAAAAAGUAUGGUAAAUGAAAAUAAAGUGGAAAAAUAUUUAGGUUUCCAGACUUUUACCACAGUUAAAAAAAACAGUUUUCUAAAAUAGAAAAGAAGCUAUUUCCAAAAAUAAAAGAAAAGUAUGGAAAUUCCAACUAUGUAGGAACCCUGAAAUGAGAUUAAAAGAAAUGAAUGUAGAAAUGUCUUCUGUAUUUCAACAAGCCGUGACCUUUAAAUACUAGUCUUACUGUUCAGGGAAAAUAAUGAGAGGUAAAAAACUUGUCUGAGAGGUGAAAUUGUGUCAGGGAUGUUGAGCUGCAGGUGGUUUAUGGUCUCAGCGAAGGGUGCAGAUCUACAAACUCAAUCUGAUGUGAUCAACUAAUACUCCUGCAAAAAUAUCCUUGGUGGUUGCCUGCUGCUAAUAAUUAUAAUGAGAGUCUUACUGGCUUGGCUGAGUCACCUUCUCUGUCUCCUCGUUCUUAUCAGGCUGUAUUAGCUCAGCUGCUGCUCGAGCAUCAGAGUAGGACUUAAUGAAUCCCAAAGAAUCCAGACCGGCUGUGUCACUGUUAUUUCAUGGGCAUAAAAAGAAACUGUGAUGAUAUAUUGUGUCUGGUCUCGUAUCAGCGUAUUUCCUGCUCGCUCGUGGGAUUCAAUAUUAUUUCCCUUGUUGUGUGGGUGUGGGUGGAUGGAUAGGAAACAUGCUGGAGUGGUGUCUGCCCAAAGACAUGGACCUGGAGGGAGUGGAGUUCAAAGCCAUCGCCAGCGGCUCCCACAGAGUCACCACAGACUUCAUGUAAGUGUGAGCAUGAUCACUUCAAGCAAAUAAGAAGACGUUGUUCUGAAAGCGAAGGAUGUAAACAAGUGGAGGAAGCUACUUUAAGAUAUUAAGAUGCGGCUCCAUGUCCUCCUCCUGGCUGGACAGAGAGACAGAAAGCGUUGCCCGGCAAAAAAAAAAAAAAGGCCAGCCAUCUGGCAGUGUCUUUUUCUCUUCGUGACUCAUGGCUUCAUUUGUCUCCAUCUUUCUCUCCUCUCCUCUCUGUCCGCAGAUACUUCCGGAAAGGCAGCUACUUUGGCCUUGCCUGCUUUGCCAACAUGCCGGUGGACAGCAUGGUAGAGAGGGGGGCGAGGAUGAAGUCGGUGGGGAUACUGUCUCCUUCAUACACCCUUCUCUACCGCUACAUGAGCUUUUUGGAGCACCAGGUCAGGUAAGAAGAGCUGGUUUCUACGACAGACUGAGAAUUUCAACUUUUCUUGACCCUAGGGGACAAACUAUUUUUCUAAUAUUACCUCUGUUAUUAUGUGUAAAUGAAUUAAUUUCAAGUCCAACAUAAACACGUAACAAGCUGAGAUGACUAUUUAUUUCAGACUGAAAUGGGAUAAUUGGUGUAAUUACAAUAAAAUGCUGUAUUUCAACAAAUGCAAAACACUUACAAUCCACUUAUGAUUUCUUUGCACCCUUUUAAUCAUUUGUUUUCAUUAGUGUCACAUCCUAAGAGUUGUUAGCCGCAGCUCGCUCUUUAUUACACCCACCCCUACUCUCUCUGGUCCCCCUCGCCGUUCUCCCUCCCCUCCCACAGUUCCCACACUCUGUCCUCUCCUGGCGUCCAGUCAUGCACCGGUCAUGCUCCUUACUCAUCAUUCUCGGCGUCGCUCGCUCCAGAUUCCCCAUCUGCUGACUGGCAUGGUCGUUUUAUAAAAGGGCGCUCUGUUGGUCAUGAGACGGUCCAAAUCUUCAGGAAUUUUAAAGAAAAUUUCACAUUUCCCUCUUUUCUUUUCCUUUUCUUGUAUUUCUCUUUUCAUGAGGGAUGACACUUUUACAGUUAUCAAUAAAGCUUUUAAAUAAAAUCUAACAUGUUUAAACAUUACAAGAAACUUACUUUGUGCACAGCUCAUCUUCCUCUGAACUUUUGCAGCACAUUUCUCAGACUGACAUUUAGCUCGCAGCACCAGUGGCGGUUCAGUCGAGUUCAUCCUAUUGUUACUUGACGGGUGUCUCCAGGCUAAAUUGAAAUGUAGUACAAAGAGAUGCAACAGAUGACUUGAGCCACAAAACACUUUUUUUUCUGCACUGAUUAGUGACUGUUAACUGCAUUCGUUCCACAUUUUUGUUCUUCGUUUUGCUGAAGUCAUGUUGAAAGAUUAAGUCGAAUAAUUAAGAUUCGUACCUCUUCCAAGGUGCAGGAGCAGUUCCAAUUAAAUGGGUCUGCCGUGCUCCAAGCUUUUAAUACUGCUCAGAUGGGAGAAGAUUUAGGAGAGAGGAGGGAAAGCAGAGGAGCUACAUGUGACAGUACACAACAUUAACCUUCAUGGAGGUCGAGCUCGCUGUACAUCCUGAUAAAGAUCUUCAGUAUAAAGCAUGUCUUGUGCAACAUGUUACUGACGAGGGCGGAUCUGUUGGAGGGUUUGUGAUGCAGAAAGCAAGUCAAGUUCAACUGGUUUAAUUGUUCGGUUUGAGUUGAGAUCAGAGUUCUCAGAUUGGACUGAAACUAAGUUGAUGUUUGUGACUUUGUUUACUAAAAGCAAUUAUUUAAAUCUGAAGCUCAAAGUUACAACUGUUCCGCAAAUUUUUUAGUUUACUGUCUCUGUUUACUUCCAUUUUGUGUCUACUUCACCAGGCUCCAGCUCCAGUCCCCUGGUCACUACUCACCCCUGGAGGCCUUUUAUGAGGACAAGAGAGCACUUUUGCCACCUGGUGGUGAUGGUGUUGUUACUGCGUGCCCAGCUAAUGCCUGGGGAGCUGCGAUCAACCAUAGUAUGCACCCUGAGAUGAAGGUAGGAGGAUAUAGAAACUACCACCUGAAAUAGCAGCAGCCAGCGUCUCUGUCUGUGAGAUGGAGAGGAGUUUUUUUGUCCCGGUGUGUUUGUUUGUAACUCUCUGUGUUUGGAUUAGAUCACCCACCCUGCAGGCUGCAUGUCCCAGUUCAUCCGCUUCUUCGGCGAGCAGAUCAUGGUGCUUUGGAAACUGGCGCUCCUCCGCAGACGCAUUCUUAUCUUUUCUCCUCCACCUGUGGGCGUGGUCUGCUACAGAGGUGAGAGGCAUGGUUAAACAAUUGUAUCUUUACAUCAGUAACUUAUUCUGAACAAAUUUUACACACUUACUGCAGGUUUAAAUUAUUGCAAGAAACAAUAUUUGGCUUAAAGCUCCUGUGAGGAGUUUUUCAACUUCUACAAAAUAGACUGUAGUUUGUCAAACAUACAUUGGGUUAUCUCUCAGUGUGGUUGUAGUACUUUAGAUAUGUUAUGGUAAUGCUCUUGCAGUUCCUCUCCAGGUACAUUAGUGUUGGUCAGUCUAUACAUGUAAUUCACCACACCACCCUUCUCCUAUCAUUUUCUAAUUUCUCCCUCCACCCUUUAAGUGUACUGCUGCUGUUGCCUGGCAAACAUCUCCAUCCCUGGGAUCGGCGUGGCUGUCCCCGAGUUUCGCCCCUUCUUCUAUGUUAAUGUGGCUGACAUCAGCGCGCUGGAGAAUGAGCUCUCCUAUGUAGCAUGUAAGCAGAAGCUCCAUAUACUGUAACAGUUGUAUAUAGGCUUUUUCUCACCUAUCACAGAUACGAUCGCUGUUUCAAACCCUGUGUAUGUUUGAUGUGCAGGCACUACUGAGAAGAUCUUUGAGGAGAAGAAGGAUCUGUACGACGUUUACGUAGACAAUCAGAAUGUAAAGACCUACAGAGACGGCCUGAAGCCUCUGCUCCGCCUCAGCAGUGCCGACAGGGAGAAAUACCGCAAGCUUACGGAGCAGAGGUAGGUAACGCCGCAAAGCAACAGCAUUAUUUCUUAACAUCGAGAGCAAAAACUCACAAAAGACACUGAUAAUAUAUGUGGCGUGGUAGAAUAAUGAAAAGUACACUCUUACCCAAAUAUUUCAAAGGAAAAGCUACAAAAUAUUGUGUUUUUGUUUGUAGGCAGAUGUUACUUUACUCUCAGGAGGAGAAUGGCGACUGUGUGUCGAGCGAAGAAGAUCUCUUCAUUCUGUAAGUCCAAUCCAGUUCACUUAGAAAUCCAGGAGAGGACAGUCAGCUUAGACUCUUAAAAUUAAAUCAGACGGAUAAUGAAGCCAACAAGAAUCUUGUGACCAUCCUCCUCCUCAAAUGACACUAGAAUGUAGUAGGAAAGCAAUAAACAAAUUACUAAUUCCUCAAAGAAAGACUAAAAUUUCCCUCUUUUUCAGGUUUUUCCUGGAGCAGAACAACAGGAUCUUUCAGACCCUCAGUGAAGUGGCAGGGAGCUCCGAUCCAACUCUGACCCAGGAGAGCGUCAGGGCCAUGGGCCUCGAUCCCCACGGAGACAGGCUCUUCCUGCUUCACCUGCUGGAGAUCUACGGCUACGACAGCUUGAUGGUAUCGGAGCAACUGUGCUGCAGUUGAGACGCAGUAGACUGCUGUCUGUCUGCCUUUACUCUCUGCUGGUUUUCAAAAGGCGGUUGACCUUUGAGUGCUGCACUACGGGCUUUUGGGACUCUUCAGGACUGUUUUAGCCUGGAGGGAUCACUCUGGUAUAUUUUGUUGUUCCUCUUCCUGUACUUAUUUUGUUCACUGUGGUUCUGCUCCUUCACAACCUGAUGGCAACAGUAAUAGUUAGUCUUCUGUUCAGUAAACCAGAGUACUGUGGGUGGUUUUAAGGUGGUACGGGAUCACGGAUACUCACCAAGUGAUUCCCUUAGCUGUGGAGAUGGCAGGUCCGAACCCAAGAGGAUGAUAUCGGAUGAAUACUGGAGUUGCCUGAGACAAACUCGGAUAUCAAGCUGAAUGACAAAGAAAGAAGAGAGGGACUCCCUCCAUAAUGAAUGCAGGGAUUUGGAGAUUUUCUAUGAACAAAACAAAAACUACUGAUGUACGAAUGAGAGGUCGCCUUCCUGUAAAAACUCCUGUUUUCUCCUUUAUGUACAGUGUGUCAGUGUAUCGUGCGAUACCAGGUCUGCCUCUCUGCCAGUGUUGCUGUCCUUGUAUCAAGUGCUGGAUUUGUACAUCUCAUACUUAAGCCUCUAUUCCCAAAUCAGGGACUCUUUUUUUUAUUCUUAUUCAUGACAAGUGCGUCCUUUGAGUUUUGAGAAACAUGUCUGUAAGCACUGGUGCAAAUAGGGCUUUUAUUUUGGGCUACACUCAGACCAAAUCAGACUAAAGUGACACUAAGACUAUUUGAAAAUGGCUCAUUUGCACCAGGACAGUGCUGUCUAUUCUUGUGUCAUCUUCUCAUGUUUCCAACGUCUCUCUCAGCUCAGAGAUUUUGUUUCUAAAGAAGAGAUCCAUCAAUUUACAAUGAUACCACUCUGUACUUUUAAAAGCACUCCAUGUUGGCGUUUAUAUGCGUCUCUGUCAACAACAAAAUAGGGAGGUGAUGCUUGUUAGAACUUUAAAGCUGCAUUAAUCACAUUUUGGCCACUAGAGGGCAGUUUAGCCGCAAAAAAAAAAAACAGAUACAGAGCAACUCCUCCAACAGCUAACCUGUUUGCACAAAGUUGCCUGACUAUACAGCCUGUGAAUUUUUAGCAUUCAUAUUUUUUUUUCUGUGUCCAAUAACUUGUAAGAAAAAAUAGCUUUUAGUCUUUUAGCUGCUAGCUGUUCCAACUUCUCCUCUAGCUAGCUCCAGACUCGUAAGCGCGUAGCAUUGGAUAGAAAACUUACCGCUUAACUUAGAAAUCAAACAGUACUAUAAAUGUUUCAUAAACAGCUGAUAAACGCAAAGAGUACAGUAACAAUAGUACUUUUUAACGAGGGAUUACUCACUGAAAUGCCUCUCUCACAUUACAGUCAAUAUAAUGAUUCUAAAAAGAUCUUUUUUAUGCAGCUGUAUGUUUUCUAGUUUUCAUUUCCAGCCUGCAUACCUCCAGAAAUAAAGCACCACAUAGUAUACUGUGUGACAAAAAUAGGGCCAAUUUUACCAGGUGUUUGCUCACUAAAACAUAAUUGAAAAACAACAUAUUAAAAAUCAAAAAUGCAUAGAAAUUUAAUCACCUUAAAUCAACCAUAUUGUUUAAUUACAUUUCCAUUUACGAAUGUGUAAAUGCUGCACAGUUAACUAACCUUUGGUUAAAUGGCUUUGUGCCAUGUACUUCUAAAGCAAAUUUAAGGUUAUUUUUAUGCAUUUAUUGUUUGUUUUCCCAUUGACUCUGUAUAUUAUUUUUAUGUCCUUUGUUGACUGUAAAUCAUGAAUUGUAAAUAUUCAAUUGCUGUAAUAUUAUCUGUGAAGUAUUGGGAUCAGUCGAAUGUGUUUUAUAAGGAAUUACGAUCCCUCAGACCCUCGGUGUUUUAACUCUGCUGUACAAAAAAAAAAAAAAGACAAACCAUGAGCUUAUUUUUCCUGCCAUACUGCUCUGCGCCGUAGACAACCUGUACAGAGCUGAAGCAACCAUGUUUCUAGUAUAAGGGAUAGUCUGACUCAUAUUAAAACACCUUCACUUUAUUUAUUUUACUGUAAACCAUUUCAAUAAAGUGCACCGUCACUUGUAAGGAAAACACCGUUCUCAGUCUGAAUAUAAUGUAUUAAAGUUAAAUUUCAGAAUUA
Xyrichtys novacula (pearly razorfish) is the source of this 8799-nucleotide messenger RNA. The record is from the annotation of a GenBank genome assembly. NCBI's taxonomy places the organism in Eukaryota, Metazoa, Chordata, Actinopteri, Labriformes, Labridae.